GGUCUUAAAUCUACCAACAAGCCUGAAGGCACAAGUGCUGUCAAAAAAAAAAAAAAAACGAGGAGAGAAGUGGGGAGUGCCGAAACUCUCAUCGGCGUCCCUUCCACACCCUGGGUCCUCAGGCGGCGGCAGCGGAAUGGCGGUGCCGGCGUGGAUGCGGAGGCAGAUGGACCAGAUCCUGGAGCUGGACAUGGAGGAGCUCGAGGUCGAAGAGGUCGACGACUCCGGCUCGUCCUCCUCCUCCGACGUCGCCACCUUCCUCAGAAAUACUCAUGGAGAUGGAGAGACUAGCACUUCUGGAGAGUUUACAGUCAAUAUGUCUCGGGCUUCCCUGAACACAUAUGUUGGUGAGAUUGAUGAUACCCGGGGCAGAUUUGCUUUCUUGGAUGGUGGUGCAGUCCUCAGUUUACCUAUGCUUUCUCUUCAAGGAUUUGUUUUGUUUCCUGAAGCUACCCUGACUCUUAGAGUAACUCAACCUAGAUUUGCAGCAGCUGUUGACAAGGCUAUUAAUCAUGUUGAUAAUCCAUGCAUGAUAGGUGUGGUUCAUGCCUGCCGACACGUAAAUGAUGGGCAUCAUGCUAUUGCUUCAGUUGGCACAACAGCGGAGAUACUCGAAAUUAGGCGAUUGGAUGAUGGCUCGUCAAAUGUUAUCACUCGAGGUCAGCAGCGGUUUCGCCUUUGGCGCAGUUGGGUCGACAUCGAUGAAGUACCAUGGGGUGAGAUCCAAAUCAUCGAAGAAGACACGCCUUUAAGAACUCCAAGGGAUGCAUUUGGACAGUUAGCUGCAAGUAAUACCUUCAAGCAAUGUGAUUCAUCAGUGCACAGUUUUGGUGUAUCUUGUUUCAAGCAAAAAGAUCUUAUGGAUUCUGAUCUUGAUUUGGAUUCUCUGUCAUAUACUAGUACUUCAAGUGACCAUUCAGUAACAGAUACAGGAAUAUACUAUUCCUCAAAUGAAGAUGAAGAUCUCAUGCCUGAACUGUCUUGGCAGAAGCAUGGUUCUGUGAAUGAAUUUGGUGCAUUAAGUCAGCCAGUCAAGGAUAUCACCAUCGGAGAUGAUGAUGAUCUUUGCUUUGCACCCCCUGAAUCCUUAUCACCAGUGAAAAAGAAAGAUGCUGGGCAACAGAGACAAUACCGUGCUGCUUAUAAUUCAAAGAUGGCCCCAUUAUCGUUUUGGCCCCAAUGGGUUUACAAUAUGUACGAUUCAUAUUCACUUGCACGCAAGGCUGCAGAUUUGUGGAAUCAGAUAAUUGCAGAGCCAGGCAUGGAUGAUUAUGUGAGAAAACCAGAUAUUUUGUCGUUUCUUAUUGGAAGCAAACUACCCGUGUCAGCGUCUAUGAGACAGGAAUUGCUUGACGUUGAUGGAAUAUCAUAUCGGUUGCAGCGGGAGAUUCAGCUACUCAAGGCCUUCAAUCUCGUACGGUGUAGAAAUUGCCUGGCUCUCAUAGCUAGACGGAGUGACAUGGUGAUACCGUCUAGUGUUGACCAAUGUGGUGCUCAUGUCAUGCCGUUGUUGUACAAAGGUGCGCAGGAGGUGAUAACAGUGCACAACACAUCUGGGCUCGCACUCCAUGGCAAUCCUUCUGAUGCUCACAGCUGGUUCCCAGGAUAUACGUGGACGAUUGCGCUGUGUGCUGCCUGCGAGUCCAACAUCGGCUGGCUGUUCAGGGCUGACAAAAGGAACCUUCUUCCGAAGUCCUUCUGGGGUGUCCGCAUUUCCCAAACUAAAGAUGGCACACAAUCGGCCAAGGACCGAUCGUCCGUAUGAGGUUGUGGUCGUGGUUCUCAGCGUGAUUCUCCUCAUCUUUCAGCUGACCCAGUAACCUAUCUUCGCCUUCCUAGAACUGCACAACAAAGGGUCCCUUGUGCAACAUCAACGGCCUGCUCGUUUGAAACCACGCUGUAUGUGGCCUGACGAUUUCGUCUAGAAUUUCGACUCAAGAUCGACUUUGUUCAGUCCCCAUGCAGAAUGCUGAAUGUGGCUUGACGAUUUCAUCUAGAAUUCUAACUCGAGCUCGACUUUAUUCAGCUGGGUACAUAGCUUCGAAAAUGGUCUUACUGUA
Molecule: messenger RNA, 2060 nt
Organism: Aegilops tauschii subsp. strangulata
Lineage: Eukaryota; Viridiplantae; Streptophyta; Magnoliopsida; Poales; Poaceae
Biological process (GO): protein ubiquitination
Cellular component (GO): Cul4A-RING E3 ubiquitin ligase complex
Source: RefSeq, a predicted model, not a curated record